AGAGGAUGUGCACAACCGCGGCGGCUCCGCGCAGGAGUCAGAAGCUGGAUGGGAAGCCGGACGGACGUUAGGUUGUAGUCGAGGAAACCUGCCGAGUAAACCAUGCGUGGAAAAUGAGUUUUAGUUCGUGGACAGCUUUGAAGGGCGCGAUAGCGUCUGUCGGAUGGUGCGCGCGUCUCCAGCCUGGAUUCAGUCCUAACAGAGGGAGCGAGUUCAUUUCACGGGAAAGCGACCCCAUCAGAGAGGUGACAGACUAGAUACUCCAGCUCCUCAUUAAAUGAUCUUAAUACCGUGUAACCUCUGACAUCACCGGGACAUUUAAACCCAGUCUGGCCACGCUGGGCUUUUCCCCCAACAACAGCAUCAAAAAAUUGCGCUGAUGUGACUUUUUUGUUUUUGUUUUUUUCUUGAGGGAUUUUUUUCCUCUCAAUCACAGGGAUAAAAUAUUUGAAUGAAGUAACAAGAAGACGUUUCCUCCCAUACCUGGAAAUGAUGUGAAAAAUUAAAGCGUGGAAAUGCGUCGCAAGUGCUUUUAUCUGCUUGAGGUGUGCGCCGUCAUGAGCCUCCUGCCGUCGGCCCCGUUAGCAGAUUUGACAUGUGAAGCUCUGCUCAUGCUGUCGGGGAACAUCUCGCUGCAGUCCCUGGCCGCCACCUGGAACCAAACUCUGAGCAACGCCACAAGCCAGUGGAGCGGCUCGGGGAUCUACUGUGAAACCUCCAUCGACGGCAUCGGCACCUGCUGGCCCAGGAGCAGCGCCGGGCAGCUGGUGGCACGACCCUGUCCCGAGAUGUUUUACGGCGUCCGGUACAACACCACCAAUAACGUUUAUAGGAGAUGUCUUGCAAAUGGGACAUGGGCGUUGAAGGGGAACUACUCGAUGUGUAAGGCCAUACUUCAUGAGGAGAAAAAAGGCAAGAUGCACUACCAGAUAGCUGUGAUCAUAAACUUCCUGGGUCACUGCAUCUCGAUGGUGGCGCUGCUCAUAGCCUUCUUCCUCUUCUUGUGUCUGAGGAGCAUCCGCUGCCUGAGGAACAUCAUCCACUGGAACCUCAUCACCGCCUUCAUCCUGAGGAACGCCACCUGGUUCAUCGUCCAAAUGACCAUGAGCCCCGAGGUGCACGAGAGCAACGUGAUAUGGUGUCGCCUUGUGACCGCCUCCUUCAACUAUUUCCACUCCACCAACUUCUUUUGGAUGUUUGGCGAGGGCUGCUACCUCCACACCGCCAUCGUCCUCACCUACUCCACCGACAAGCUCCGCAAGUGGAUGUUCAUCUGCAUCGGCUGGUGUAUCCCAUUCCCCAUAAUCGUGGCAUGGGCCAUCGGGAAGCUCUACUACGACAAUGAGAAAUGCUGGUUUGGGAAGCGAGCUGGCGUCUACACCGACUACAUCUAUCAGGGUCCCAUGAUUCUGGUUUUAGUGAUCAAUUUCAUUUUCCUCUUCAACAUCGUGCGAAUCCUGAUGACCAAACUGCGAGCCUCUACGACAUCAGAGACGAUCCAGUACAGGAAAGCCGUGAAGGCCACGCUGGUCCUUCUCCCUCUCCUGGGAAUCACCUAUAUGCUGUUUUUUGUCAACCCAGGGGAAGAUGAGAUCUCUCAAAUUGUCUUCAUCUACUUCAACUCCUUCUUGGAGUCCUUCCAGGGCUUCUUUGUGUCAGUAUUUUACUGCUUCCUAAACAGCGAGGUGCGCUCAGCUGUGAGGAAGCGGUUCCACCGAUGGCAGGAGCAGCACUCCAUCCGAGCCAGGAUGACCCAGGCUAUGUCCAUCCCCACUUCACCUUCACGGGUCAGCUUUCACAGCAUCAAGCAGUCUACAUCGCUAUGAAAGAGGAAGCCAGCUUUGUCCUACAUGUGCUCGCUUUGGGAGAAACCUCCAGCUGUCAUUGUCAUCCUUUUCUGCCACAUCACUGGAGUAACACUAAAACACUUUCUGCAGCUAGAGAGCUACAGAGAGGCUGCAUCAGUCUCCUAAACCUCAGGAGGGACAUUACACAGACUUUCAGGAGAAAAUGGAUGGGUACGGGCGGGAGAGGACAGUGCAGUCUUUGCAAAAUGGGAGGUUAGUGGAUCAAAAAGAUACACGUGACCAGGCUGAUGAGCGUGUACUGGAGUUUGAAUGUACAGUACUUGUUUAAUUGUCUGUUGUUUCUCCGCUGGCACUUUAAUUUUUUGCUCCAUCACGGUUGAGGAUUUAUGCGCCUGGACUGACUGAACUGGAUUCCAUCUCACAGAGUCCUGUGCUAACAGGAGGCAGUGACGAAGUCCUUACUCAUCUUGAGUUUUAUUUUCAGAUUUGUAUUUUUUUUCUCUCUCAAACAGCUGUCGGGUUUUAGUGUUGUUUAUUUGAUGUUGUGCGUUCUUCCUCUGUUCUCAGCUUGGUGCACUUGCGCUGCUUUCUGGACUUUCCAGGAAAGUUAAACACAUUCCGUAAUUCCUACCGGAGGAGUUUUGUUCCAGAAAACAGAGACUUUUACAGCUUUUAGUAACCUCCAUGUGAUCGAGCCGGAUCAUUUAUGUUUUCAUGUGUCGUUGUGAUCAUUGUUUUUUGCAGGAAGUGGCUCACUGAGAUGGCAGUGUCAGUUUUAACAUUAUAGACUUUGCUUUUAUUGUAAUUUUCCACCUUUAAUUACUAUAUUGUGAUGUUUUGGAGUGACACAUGGCCAACAGACCGAGAGCAGUGAGAUGUAGUGCUGCAGAAGCCCAAAGUGACAACGAAAACAGCAGAUGGAGAGUCAGCUAACUCCCAUAAUUUCUUAACUUAGAACAGAGUAAAGAAAACAUGGUACAAUAUUAUAUAGACAUAAUUUAGCCUUUAAAACAAUUUAUUCCAGUGUAAAAUCAAACGGGGUUGUAAAUCAGUCAUUUUUGUGGCUAAGGUGGCUCAGCUAGUCAGCUAGUUUCAAAUCAGUUGUUCUCAUUUUGAGUUCAGCUGAGCAUACAGAGUGAAAGCAGCUUUUUACUGCAGAAUAAUUGCAUGGCAUAACUCUCACUUAAAGCACGUGUUUAUGUUUCUAUUGAUGCACAGAUUAAACAGACUAGUCGAUAUGUGAUAAUUAGGGAGGUUUAGGGUGGCCAUGGCUGAGGUGAUGGAGGUGUUCGUCCACAAAUUGGAUUUAAAAUGCUUCUCCUCACGUACUAAUCCCUAAAUAAUCAGGCCCCAUCAUAUCUGAAAGACCUCAUAGUAGCACAUUAUCCCAGUAGAGCACUUCACACUCAGUGGAAAGAAGCCUGAGACCACUCUUGUUAUGAGGUGGAACUAAGACAAAGAUUCAUAAGGAGCAUCCCUGAAACACUGACAUGGGUCUAUACUGCUAUUUAACUCAGCAUCCGUGAAAUGUUCUUCUUCGGCCAUCUCUGCAAUGAUGCUGAAACAACAUUUAGGUGCAUUUUUUUUUUUUAAUUGUAACUUGUAACAAAAGUUUCUAUUCAGUUAUAUAACGCAUGGCCCUUCUCCUAAUUUAUCUUACUCCUGUUUUCUGUUGACCACCUAUGCUCUUGCAGAUCUGGCUUAGUAGCAGUUUUUGUGUGCAGAUUUGGCCCACUUUGGCCUACUUUGGCUGCAUUUGGACCAACUCCGAAUCACGUGGGCCAACCUGAAUUUGGCUAAGAUAUAGACCUCCUUCAGUUUCGGCCUCCCUGGCAUUCUUGGGGUCUCUUGAGCUGUGAUUUUUACUUCUGGCAGCCAGUUUGGGACCUUUUUGAAGCCAAACCAGUUAAGAUGCAUGUGUUACCUCAGGAAGUACACACACACAGCAUAUUUUGCUUUCAGUGCACCCACAUUAAUGAUGCACGUUUCUCAUAUGUUUCCAUCAUUUUAUCCAAACUGACUUUAACCUAAAAUCGUGGAGCCUCUGGGGGGCAGCCAGACAAGUUGUAAACACUUAAUAUUGUCAUAUAGAGUUAUGAUAGCUGAUGUGUGAGCAAACACAGACACGUGGCAGCACACAUUUAUUUCUAGCUGCUUUUAUGAAUGUCGUGUGCAAUAACAGAAAGGCAACUGGAAUCACAUCUUAUUUUAGUGUCGCUAAAUAAAAAAAUCCAGCUUUUCUGUGUUCACAGAAACCUAAAAAGUUUUGACUCUGUCUGAACAUAAUCGGUGUAAUACCUGCAGCGAUGGAUGAAUGUAGGGAAACAUAAACCUCACUUUAGCUGCUCUGUUUGCUGCUGAGCUACAGGACCAGUAUGAGUGACAUUAGUUUGACCCACAGAAUGCUGAAUCUUGUACAGCUUUAAAUCAAAUGGAGCGUAAUAUGAGAUCAGGUCAUGAAGUCAAGCUUUCAUUGAUCUCACUGCCAGCCCACAUGCUACUCUUUCACACAUCCUAUCAGUAAAUCUCUGAGGGCUCACUUUUUCACUGCUUCAGCCUGCCAAUAGUUGCCGUUAACCUGCAAGCCACUUUGCAACCCACCUCCCUCAGUGCUCCUCCUUUUUGUGUCCUUGGCUUAAUCUGUGUCCUGUGAUGUAAACACCAGGAGUGGUCGUGUCUGAACUUAAAUCCACCAUUUUUUUUUUUUUUGCAAAGGUUUUCACAAAGUAUAAAAACUGUGCAGUGACAGUGAAUGAACCAUGGGUUCAGCGUUGACUUGUCAGUGGUCAUAAGUAAGUUAAUUAGUUAUAUUUUUAUUGUCAGGGACCAUGCACAAAAGCACUGAGACUUGAAAUGAGUCAGGAGCAACAUGAAGAGGAGGAGCUGGGAUGGAGGUGGGCUGCACAGUGGCUUCCAUCAACUGUAUUGCUAAAACAGUGCUGUGCUCAAUUUAUCACUAAUUUAACAGCAAACUAAAUGAAAAGCAUGACAGUUUAUUUUACAAAACGCACCAUCACUAUAAAAAACAGAGAAAAUGAUUACGUUUUACACUUAUUCAUAGCUAGACCCGCUCCUCCUCUCAGUGACUUCACAUUAAAAGCUUUUUUUUUUGGAACAAAACGCUUCAGCUGAACUAAGAGACUUAAUAUUUUUGCCUCUCCACCAGCCAGCCAGGAAGGACGGUGUUCAUUCUCAUUCACAGCUCGUGACUUUCUGUGGCGUUCAAUUGAUUUGAACAUUUGCAGUAACUGUAUUUACUGAUGUAAAUAUAUAAAUACCA
This is a messenger RNA of Archocentrus centrarchus (flier cichlid), 5088 nucleotides long. RefSeq names its product corticotropin-releasing factor receptor 1-like. The transcript is spliced from 14 exons. Gene Ontology annotation, molecular function: corticotrophin-releasing factor receptor activity; G protein-coupled peptide receptor activity; corticotropin-releasing hormone receptor activity. Lineage: Eukaryota; Metazoa; Chordata; Actinopteri; Cichliformes; Cichlidae. Bases 516 to 1826 code for a protein of 436 amino acids. Gene Ontology annotation, biological process: cell surface receptor signaling pathway; adenylate cyclase-activating G protein-coupled receptor signaling pathway. Gene Ontology annotation, cellular component: neuron projection; plasma membrane. The record is from RefSeq and is a predicted model, not a curated record.